AUGAGAACAGAGAUUUCCAUCUCUGCAAGCUCCCGCUUGCCCACGCGGAGACAAGAGAAAGAAGGGAAUGGUGUUUUGAAGACUAUCUUCCCCAUCAGAAAACUUCCACAGAAGCUCAAACUGGAGGCAACGCUGGACCUGGCCGAGCGGCGACGCAUCCGCUCGGCCAUCAGGGAACUGCAGCGACAGGAGCUGGAGCGGGACGAGGAGGCGCUGGCAUCCAAGCGCUUCCGCCCAGAACGUGGCAGCCACCGACAGGACGACAAGGAGAACUGGCCACGCGUCGAGCCCCUGGCUGCAGCCAGGAGUGGGGAGAGCAGCCAGCAGGAUGAUGCAGAGCAGCCGGUGCUGACUGGGCCGGAGGAGAGUGCCUGUGGGGGGGCUGCAGAGCGACCCCCUGCCCAGGAGCACAAAGGCUCAGCGGCAGAAACCUUCAUCCCCCUGUCCCCCUCCCCAUGCUGGUUGUUCGUGCUGGCCCUCGAGGGGCCAGGGCUCGCUCUGGAGCGAUGGCGGGAGCUCUCUGGCUGGGGGAAGGAUGAGCUGGCCCACAAGCGAGAUAACGUGGUGGAACAGGAGCACGUCCCAGCUGAGAUGCAGGAGCUGCGCAGCCGGCAGGCAGGAGACUCCCAGAAACCUAGCGUCCAGGAGGUAACCCUGGGGCUGCGGAGCACCCCCAUCCGCAUCACCACUGUCCCCAGCAGCAGCAGCAUCUGCAGCAUCAGCAGCAAUGUCGCGAAGCCAGUGGAGCCAGAGGUGGUGGAGCAGCCCCAGGCACUGAGGCUGGAGCCAGAGCUGCCCAAUGGCAUGGAGAAGGUCCAAGUGAGGGAGCUGGAGAGAAAGAGCAAGCUAAACAUCGAGGAGCUGAACAGGAUUGAGGAUGAGGAUACUCUGGAUAAGAUGCUGGAUCGGACAACAGACUUUGAGGAGCGGCGACUGAUCCGGAAUGCCAUGCGGGAGCUGCGCCAGCGCAAGCGAGGCCACACCAUGGAGACCACCGCCACGCAGAGCACCCAGCUAGCUGAUGGCUCGGCACACAGCACCAUCACCAAGACCGAGCGUCUCGUCCAGUCUAGCGAUGGCACCAAGACCUCCCGUACCACAACCAUGGAGUCGAGCUACGUGAAGAGAUCGGACAGUGGCAACAGCACGUUUGUUCAAACCAAGUCAUCCUACAGCUCCUCUUCCAAGAAGACAGGCAGCAUCUUCGACCGUGAAGACGAGAGUGCCUCCAGGCAGAGCAGCCUGGCCGCGCUGGAGCGGCGCCAGGCUGAGAAGAAGAAGGAGUUGAUGAAAGCUCAGAGCCUGCCCAAGACAUCAGCCUCGCAGGCUCGCAAGGCCAUGAUGGAGAAGCUGCAGAAGGAGGGUGGGAGCUCGCCAAACCCUGCGGCGGCACGCACCACUGUGCAGCGCUCCUCCAGCUUCGGCGUGCCCAAUGCCAACAGCAUCAAACAGAUGUUGCUGGACUGGUGCAGGGCCAAGACCCGGGGCUACGAGCACGUGGACAUCCAGAACUUCUCAUCCAGCUGGAGUGACGGCAUGGCCUUCUGUGCCUUGGUCCACAACUUCUUCCCUGAGGCAUUUGACUACAGCCAGCUGACACCCCAGAACCGCCGCCACAACUUCGAGGUGGCCUUCUCCUCCGCAGAGAAGCACGCGGACUGUCCGCAGUUGCUGGACGUGGAGGACAUGGUCCGGAUGCGCGAGCCAGAUUGGAAGUGUGUGUACACAUACAUUCAGGAAUUCUAUCGCUGCCUGGUCCAGAAGGGGCUGGUAAAAACCAAAAAGUCGUAG
Messenger RNA from Opisthocomus hoazin, 1791 nucleotides. Lineage: Eukaryota; Metazoa; Chordata; Aves; Opisthocomiformes; Opisthocomidae. The record is from RefSeq and is a predicted model, not a curated record.